Messenger RNA from Fusarium subglutinans, 6258 nucleotides. Its product is annotated as amidohydrolase ytcJ-like. The transcript is spliced from 5 exons. Gene Ontology annotation, biological process: cell adhesion. The coding region runs from base 1 to 6258 and encodes 2085 amino acids. Gene Ontology annotation, molecular function: hydrolase activity, acting on carbon-nitrogen (but not peptide) bonds. The record is from RefSeq and is a predicted model, not a curated record. NCBI's taxonomy places the organism in Eukaryota, Fungi, Ascomycota, Sordariomycetes, Hypocreales, Nectriaceae.
AUGUCGCUUCGGCGCAUGAUGCUCUUUUGGGCCCUGGCCUUCUUAGGCACGGUAUCCGAUGCAAAGCUGGAACCACGGGACGUCAAGACGCAGCCCAUUGAGAUCAUUGACGGAUCAUCUACGCAGUAUGACACUCUGACAAGCACAUUUCUCAUCCGAACCGAUGCUACGUACACUGCCACUUUCCCCGUUUAUGGACAUGGUGAACCCAACACUACAUACAACAUUCCCCUCUUGGACUCUCAGAAUCCAUCCUGUGGAACUAUCAUGGUCGAGAGCCAUGUGACCAUAUUAACGUCGACUGAUCGUAUUAUAUCUGAGCCUGAGACAACCACUCUGCCUACCCAAAAUGCAUGCGACAUAGUAACCGUGAUCGUCAGAAUGCAAGGUUACAGGAAAAACGAUACAAAUGCUCCUCUGUCCCAAGCUCCGGUCUUGGCUUUAGCUCCUUCAGAUACCGACAGUUCUUCUCCAGAAAGUUCUGCCGUUUCUCAAGGUGGCUCCGCCAUUUCUUCAGAUCCUGCAGUGCCGUGGACUACAAUAACCACUCAAGGAACUGGUACUGAUGCUAUGACCACCACGCAAUCUCCAACUAGACCCGGUGAGAUUGGCACCGUUUGGGUCAUGGCGGCCAGAUCUCAAAUGACCUCGGAUGCUCCAAUUGACUAUACCACCAUCACCAGCACCGGCACCGGCACCGAGACCGGUACCUACACUAUCACCGAGACCCCGUCAGGACCUGGUCUUGGUACAGUGGUGAUUGUGGUACCGAGCCCGAUAGCUCGUUAUGUUACCGUGACAUCCUACGAUGGCUCGCUUACAGCUAUAGUCACAAGUACAAUGACUCCCAGUGCUCCUGGCGCCACUGGCACGGUUAUUGUCUAUGAUCCAUACGAUUGGGUGACCACCACCUCUUAUGAUGAUGCAGUUUCAUCUGACUCAACAACCUCUAUGUGGCCUUCUGCGUCUGAUCAUACAGGCACGGUAGUCGUGUAUAGAGCAUAUAAGUGGGUGACAGUCAGCACAUAUGACGCAACAAUCACAGCCGCAUCUACUCAGACAAUAUCCCCGAGCUCUCCAGAUCAGACGGGUACCGUCCUGAUAUACCAGCCAGAUCCAUGGUUCACAUUUACUUCCUAUGGAAGUGUCACGGCGGCAUCAACCACCACUAUGUAUCCAACUGCUCCAGGCGCAACAGGCAACGUUAUUAUUUACAGGCCACAACAGUUGAAAACCAUCACCUCUUACGACCCAUCGGCUACAGUCGCAUCCACGACCACCAUGUCACCAUCUUCUGAAGCAGAGACAGUCACUGUCAUGGUAUAUGAGCCAUAUCAGUGGACGACAGUUACGUCUUACGGGGAGUUCACAGCUGCUUCUACAUCUACCAUAUCUGCAACUGCUCCAGAGGCAACAGGCACUGUUAUUGUGUACCAGCCUGACCACUGGACGACCGUCACGUCUCAUGGGGAAUACACAGCUGCAUCUACAUCUACAAUAUCUCCGACUGCUCCAGGUGCAACGGGCACGGUUAUUAUAUACCAGCCCAAUCACUGGACCACCGUCACAUCUUAUGGAGAAUUCACCGCCGCAUCUACAUCUACCAUAACUCCAACUGAUCCCGAUGCUACGGGCACUGUUAUUGUGUAUCAGCCUGAUCAGUGGGUGACCACCACUUCUUUUGGACAGUUCACCGCUGCGUCUACAACUACAAUCUCUCCAUCUACCCCAGGUCAAACAGGUACCGUGGUGGUCUUCAGUCCCCAGCCAUAUUCGACCUUUACUUCGUAUGGCGACGUCUCGACCGAGACCACAUAUACUUCGCCUCCCCCUGCUCCUGGACAGACAGGUAUCGUUAUGGUUUUGAUGCAACAGCCAUAUACGACGGUUACUUCGUACGGGGGCGUGACGGCUGAAUCUACAACUACUAUCACGCCAACGAGCCCAGGUCAAACGGGCACUGUCGUGGUCUUUGAUCCACAGAUGUACGUGACGACUACCAGAUAUGGAAGGGUCACAGCUGCUACGACGACAACUGAAGACGGCAACAGUAUUGGACCCAACCCGACUCUCACAGUCGUGGUUGAUCUACCUCAGCCUUACACUACAGUCACCAGCUAUGGCUCUUUCACCGCAGCCAACACUGUGACAUAUCCACCCUCUGUUCCAGGGCAGGUCGGCACUGUAGAAGUUGAUCUUCCGCUGCCUUACACAACCGUCACCAGGCACAAAGAUGGUAUGACUACUGCUGCGACUACAACAUACCCAUUCGACGUUCAAGCAAAAUUUGCUACUGUCGAGGUUGACCUGCCUCAGUCCUACACGACACUCACAAGCUACAUUCCAGGCCUCGCGGGCCCGGCAUCUACAACCUUACCGGUAGAUAAUCCAGACGAUGUGAUGACUGUGAUCGUCAAUCUUCCGCAGCCAUAUACAACCAUUACAACCUAUGUUGACAGUCUAACUGCACCUGUGACUACGACAUACCAACCAGCAAAUCCAGGGGAUCCUGUUACUGUUUUGAUUGAGGACCCUCAGGCAUACACAACCAUCACAACAUACGUUGACAGUCUGACAGCGCCUCUAACAACAACGAAACGGCCGGCCAGUCCCGGCGAUCCUGUCACUGUUGUGAUUGAGAGCCCUCAGGAAUACAUAACCGUGACAACAUAUGUUGACAGCAUAACUGCACCUUUAACUACGACAAAACGGCCCUCCAACCCGGGGGAUCCAGCCACUGUUGUUAUUGAAAGCCCUCAGGCAUAUAUAACCGUCACAACAUAUAUUGACAGCCUUACUGCGCCCCUGACAACGACAAACCGGCCGGCAAAUCCUGGUGAUCCUGCUACUGUCGUAGUCGAGAGUCCCCAGGCAUACACAACCGUCACAACAUAUGUUGACAGUCUGACUGCACCUUUGACUACGACCAAUCUACCGGCUCAACCUGGGGACCCUGCCACCGUUGUCGUUGAGAGUCCCCAGCUGUAUACGACUGUGACUUCUUAUGGUGCUUGGACUGCACCUACUACUACAACGCUACCACCUACUGGGCCUGGAGGCGUGGCCACUGUCGUUGUAGAGAAUCCUCAGGGAUACACAACCGUCACGACCUAUGUUGAUGGUCUGACUGCACCUGUAACUACGACAAAGCAGCCGGCUAAUCCUGGAGAUUCUGCCACUGUUGUUGUAGAAAGUCCCAAGCGGUACACCACUGUAACCAGUUAUGGUUCCUAUACAGCAGCUGUGACAAACACCUUGGCACCGGCAUCUCCAGGUGAUGUUAAUACUGUUGUCGUAGGAAUACCCCAGUCAUAUACAACCGUGACAAGCUAUGGCAGCUUUACAGCAGAAAGAACUACUACAAUGGCACCAGCAUACCAAGGUGCUGUAGCCACUGUCGUUGUUCAAGAGCCCCAGGCUUACACAACCGUCACAAGCUGGGGUGCCUUCUCAACAGUUGGUACCACUACCUAUUCACCAAUCUCUCAGGGUGGCACUGCAACUGUUGUUGUUCAAAACCCUCAGCCCUAUACAACCGUAACAACUUACGGUGCAUUCUUAACAGCCAGCACCACUACCUAUCCGCCAAACUCUCCAGGUGGCACUGGUACUGUGGUUGUUCAAAACCCUCAGCCUUAUACAACUACCACGACCUGGGGAGCCUUCUCAGCAGCUAGCACCACAACCUAUUCGCCAGGUUCUCCGGGUGGCACUGCAACUGUCGUUGUUCAGCAACCCCAGUCCUAUACGACCGUCACAAGUUGGGGUACUUUCUCAACAACUAGUAGUACCACCAUAUCGCCAACCUCCCCUGGCGGCGUUGCUACAGUUGUUAUGCAAAAUCCCCAGCCAUACACCACUGUAACUAACUAUUAUACCACUGUAUCAACCAUGAGCACGUCCACUGGGACUCCGGCCUCCGCUGGACAGACAGCUACUGUGGUGGUCGUCGCGCCCGCAGUUGGUACAAAGGCUGCAGAUCAAACAUGCGACAACGGUGGUUUGGAAUACGCUAUCUACACUAACUCGUUCUACAACGCUGAUGCACCGAACUACUCCUCCCUCAACAUAUCCUAUUUUGCAACAGCCUCGCCGACUUACACUGGUAUCACGCAUUCAAUUGGUAUCACAGAACCAGGCGGCGUGAAAUCAGGAAACUCCGGCCCCGCCCAGGUUAUUUAUCCUGGCGCACCAAGUCAAACAUGGCAGUAUAAGGCUGUUAACCACCGGGCUUACUUAUAUGCGCCAAUCAAUGGUACUUACUCUGUUGUUGUACCGUACUCUGACGAGGUCACACUGGUUUGGUUUGGUAGCAAGGCUUUAUCAGCAUGGUCGAAAGCACGGUCUAGUGCAGAUCUGGCGCAAAACUUCUCGUGGGGGCCUUCCAGCGCCCAAACCUUUAAGAUCCAGCUGACAGCGGGCACUUAUACGCCAUUCCGGGUUUUCUGGGCCAAUGCACAGGGAGAUUAUUCUAUGAUCAUUACAGUCACAGCUCCAGACGGUACUGUUAUCGUUGAUGGCUCUGGAUCUUCAAGCAAAUACUUUGUUAGGAAGCUCGGAAUUCAGAUGGGAGAGAUCUUUCGUUUCUUCGAACCUCUCAGGCCUUCCAUAUCUUCCAACAUUUCAUCACCAGUCUUUUACUACCCAACAAUGGCCAAAACAUUAUUUGUCAACGGCCGGAUUCUGUCCAAGACAGAGACGGGCCUUAACGGCAACGCCCACUUCUCUGACUGCAUGCUCGUUCAAGACGACAAGAUCGUCGCGGUUGGGUCUCGUAGUGAGAUCUCCCAAAGCCAAGACGCAGACAUCCAGAUCCGCGAUCUUGAUCAGCGUGUUGUUCUUCCCAGCUUCAUCGAUGGCCAUAUGCAUCUUCUCCUCCUCGGCCAAUCACUCCGAAAGCUUGACCUAUCGCGAUGCACUUCACUUGAGGACAUCCGAUCAUGUAUCAGGAAAUACGCUGCUGAAAACCCAGAGACAACAACUAUUCUUUGCAAAGGAUGGAGACAUUACAUGACGCCCGGUGGAGUUACAGCCGCGAUGCUGGAUGAUCUUGAUCUUCGACCGAUUUUCGUCGAUGCCGGCUCGUUACACUCUUGCUGGUGCAACACCGCGGCCCUGAAGGAGCUUGAGGUUGAUGAUAUGCCGGAUCCGGCUGGUGGCAAGAUUUAUCGUGAUGCGGAUGGAAAGCCAUCUGGUCUUUUAGACGAAGGCGCCAUGAUGUCCAUCAUUUGGCCUUUCCAAGCAAAGUCAUCCCCCAAGCAUGAACGAAUAGAGGCAAUUCGUGCGGCCGUAGAAGAGUACAACGCAGCUGGCUACACCGGCGCAGUCGAAAUGGCCAUGGAUGAAGAAGCAUGGGACGCUCUCGUAACACUAAAAGAAACAGAACCCAAUCUACCACUACGACUGGCAGCAUACUGGCUCAUUAAACCGACCGCUGACCUUGAAAAAAUCUCGAAACAAGUGCAGCGUGCUAUCGAGUUGAGCAAGCAGUACAACUCGACAUCAAGUCCUGAUCUUCGACUUGUCGGAAUCAAGGUCAUUACUGAUGGUAUUAUCGACGCAUGUACUGCCUACCUGUCUGAGCCGUAUACCACUACUGGAAGCCCACCGCCAAUCUGGGAACCUGAGUUCCUCGAACCCGUUGUCAAAGAGGCUGACGCUGGUGGCUUGCAGGUUGCCUUGCAUGCUAUUGGCGAUGGCGCUGUGAGAAUGGCCAUUGAUGCUAUUGAGAAACACGCCACACCAGGCCGAAGGCAUAGAAUCGAGCACUUGGAACUCGUUUCCCCAGAAGACGCUAAGAGGCUUGGAAAGCUUGGACUAACAGCAUCCAUCCAGCCCAUCCACGCAGAUCCUACGGCGUUGACCAUGUGGACUGAACUCAUUGGAGAGGAUAGAUAUGAACGAGCGUUUGCAUACCGAGAGUUUGCCGAUGCAGGUGCCCUGAUGGCGAUUGGUACCGAUAGCCCUACAUCACCAUGGUCACCUAUGCAUAAUUUCCAUGUCGCUAUCAACAGGCAAUCCUCCAAGAACCCAGAGAACCCUAAGAUAGUACACGAGCACUUUAGGCUAGGUUUGUGUGAGACGUUUGUGGCGGCUACAGAAGGUGCAGCUCAGAGUGUUUUUGCUGAAGAUCGUGUUGGAAGCUUGACACCUGGGAAACUGGCUGACUUUAUUGUCGUUGAUAUGGAAUGGGAUCCUAAGACGUUACUCAAGGCUGAGGUGAAGGAGACUUGGUUUGGAGGAUCUCGGGUAUUUUAG